UUGUUAUGUUGUUGAAUUCUAAGUUGUGGGUUGUUUUUGUAUACACACAACUCUCUCUCUUUCUCUCUCUCUCUUCUGCAAAAAUUUCUGAAAAUUCUCUGAGCAGAAUUUUUAUUAUCUUUGUGCCCCCAUCAGGGCAAGAAUCCAAGAUUUAUCCAUCACAUUGCUGCAGUCCCCACUCAACUGUUAAUGCGCAGGAUAUAAUGCAGCAACUGGUUCCACCGUGGCUAGAACAAUUGCUCAACGCAUCUUUCUUCCGGGUUUGUCGCACUCAUGAAGAUGCCGCGAGGAGUGAAUGUAACAUGUUUUGUCUUGAUUGCGGCGGUGAUGCAUUCUGCUUCUAUUGCCGCUCUUCCCGGCACAAAGAUCAUCAGGUCAUCCAGAUAAGAAGGUCGUCGUAUCAUGAUGUGGUGAGGGUAUCGGAGGUUCAACGAGAGAUUGAUAUAAGCGGAGUACAGACCUAUGUGAUAAACAGUGCAAGAGUGAUGUUCUUGAAUGAAAGGCCUCAGCCCAAAUCUGCAGGAGGGAAAGGAGUUUCUCAUCUGUGUGAAAUCUGUGGCAGGAGCCUCUUGGACCCUUUUCGAUUCUGUUCACUUGGCUGUAAGCUUGUAGGUAUAAAGAGAAACGGAAAUGCUAGCUUUAGCUUAGAGUCAAAGAAUGAGGUAGCAGUAAGAGGUGAUCAAGGGAUAUCAAACAGGAGAGUAGUCAUGAAUUUAACAUCACCGUCAUCAUCAUCAAGAGACCAUCAAAUUCAACAAGGAUCGGAUGAAUUGCGUCAAGGCUCGGAACAAGGCACAUUUGCUCACAUGUCCACCCCUCCUGGUAGGAGAAGAAAAGGCAUUCCUCAUAGAGCUCCUUUUGGCUCUUGAAUCCUCAAUUUUACAUACUUACAUCCCCAUACAUAUUCACUUUUUUACCCUUUCGUCCAAAUUUAUUGUCUCAAAAAUACCUAGUCACACCGAGUCUCGAAAUUCUUUGUCACAUUAUAGUUUGAUAGCAUUUGUACAUACUUAAAAAUAUGGAUCGAACGAGUUUGCAUUUCUAGGAGCAGAAGUAAGGUCUGCGUAAAAGAAAUGUUUUACCAUUAUUUUAACACCAUCUUUUGAGAUAUGUAAUUGUCCCCAAAACCAUAUAGACAUCAUCAAGUGGGGUUGUUUGUUCUCUCAUUUUCUUGGAGGUUUUGGGGGUGGGGAGGGGCGGGGAAGCCUAAGAAAGGCAUAGAGUUAGUAAAUCAAAUUUGUUUGAUACUUGAGAAAAAUGUUGGAGGGGUGGGGGGUCCAAAGUCCAAAACAAAAUUCGCAAGUUAAUUGGAGAGAGAGCAAUAAUGGAGAGAGAAUUAUAGUUGGGUUUACAAGGUGUACAUGCAAUUAAGAAAUAUAAAGCAAGUCAUUGUGGAGUCCGUUUUAGUGUAUAAAUUUAUCAUGGCUCCACCCAUUCACAUGGGCCGUUUAUAUAAACAAAUAGAUACAGCUUUUUAUGUUUGUUUUUUUAUAGUUUCAUGUAAUGGGGCGAUUUUACUUUCUAUGAUUGUCACCCAAUUUGUUCUCACAACUCCGUUAAUUCAUAUUCUUUAUUUUCUUGA
This is a messenger RNA of Daucus carota subsp. sativus, 1582 nucleotides long. RefSeq names its product protein RGF1 INDUCIBLE TRANSCRIPTION FACTOR 1. The record is from RefSeq and is a predicted model, not a curated record. Bases 6 to 869 code for a protein of 287 amino acids. The transcript has 4 exons. NCBI's taxonomy places the organism in Eukaryota, Viridiplantae, Streptophyta, Magnoliopsida, Apiales, Apiaceae.